CCCGCCUUCAAUUUCUGUUUCAGUACCCUUUUUCCCAACUCAUAGAAUUACAAUUCACACGAUGCAGAGCAGGAGGCUGCUUCACUCGGGUGGCCUGCUUGUCGCAACGCUGCUGUGCUGGCUCUACGGCUGCCACCUGUUCCGGUCCGCCAACAGCACGCUGGCGAGCAAGCCGGUACACGACAGCCAGCAAGGCAGCACAGCGGCUGCAUCACAUGACAGCAGCGCUCUUGGCGAUAGCAGCGACAACGUCCUGACGUUCGUCCACGCCUCCGACAUCCACAUCAGCAAGUUUGUGCCCCGUGGCGGGUACGUCCACUUCCUGCAUUUCCUGAAGACUGCGGUGCCGCUGAUCGCGCCGCGACUGGUCACCAUCACCGGCGACCUGACCGACGGCAAAGACGAGCAGCGGCUGACGUCGAUGCAGCAGAUUGAGGAGUGGCAGGCGUACCAGAAUGCGCUGAAGGACUUUGGUGUGCAGGAAAGGUUCUCCGGCACCUUCUACCGUGACCAGCGCGGCAACCACGACUGCUUCGACGUGUUUUCGUUCGACGACCAGGGCAACUACUACAAGAACUACUCGGCAGUGGGAGCCAGCGGGUACCAGCUUGAUAUCAACGAGCCGUUUGGACGGUACUCCUUCGUUGCUACCGACGGGUGCCCCAAAUACGGGUUUGCCAGGCCGCUCAACUUUUUCGGGUACCUGGACGCUCGCGACAUGGAGCAGCUUGAGCAGCGCAUGGCCCUGGCGGCUGGUGCCAACCACACGUUCCUGCUCAACCACUACCCAGUGAGCACCAUGCUGUAUGGAAAGCUGUCAAAGGGCGUCAGCGUGUUUCUGUGCGGCCAUCUGCACCUGCUUGUCGGCGGCAUUGGCGCGCAGCUUCAGGCAUACAAGGCCCGCGACGGAUACUGGGAGCUGGAGAUCGGCGAUAUGAAGGACCACGCGCUGUACCGCGUCUACGCUGUCGACAACGACCUGGUGUCGUUUGUUGAUGUCACGCUGCCACUGCCAGCUGUGCCGAUGCCCAACCCGGAGAAGCUCGCGCUGGCUGUUCCUCCGCAGAUUGCGCAUCCGCCAGUCAUCUUGGUCACAAAUCCAAAGGACGCUCGCUAUUUGCUGCCGCGCCAUGAGCCUCUGGAGAGAAUCCGGACCAGCAAAUUCAUCCGCGUGCUAGUUUGGGCCGACAAACCGGUCCAAUCUGUCACAAUUGCAAUCGAUGGCAGACCGCAUGACGCACCUGCCAAGCCUGACGAAAAGGUCAAAAUCCCGCUCUGGGUGUCGCCGUGGGACGCCAGUGCUUACGACGAUGGCCAGGUCCAUGAGAUGGUGGUUACUACUACGCAGCGUAUUCCGUUCCACAUGGGUACAGACCUCAUUCCGCUGCACAACGAUGCCCACGGCGGCUGGAUCAUGCGGCAGGACUUCCCUGCUAUAUUCCGCGCCAGCAACACAGUGACCUAUUUUCUGAUGACGAUUUUUUUGGUGGUCCUGCCACGGCUGUUUGUGUUAAGCCUGGCGAGCCCGUCGACUUGGAUGGACGAAGCCCGACUGAGCCAUCUCUGGUCGGUGCUAGUGCGCGGUGAUGUGCUGAACCCAGUAAGCGUGAUUAAGCUUGCGAUGGCCUUGGCCGGCUCGUGGAGCAAGUUCCUGGUGUCUACCCAGUUCACAGCCCAGGUCAACUUCACAACCAUUCCGUGGCUGUACUGGCCUGCCUACACGUUCUGCAUGCUGCUCGCCAUUGCCCCGCUAUUCAGUGGCCAGCUGAUCCCGUCGGCUGGCGCCAGCGGUGUCGGGUCAGUCUAUGUCUACGGCAUCUAUAUUGCGGGCGACUGGGCGCCGCUUCUUGACUCGUACACGUACGCACUGACCAGUGUCAUAACCCUGGUUGUUCUGCUGCUGUAUAUCCCUGUCGCAGCGACACCUGUCAGCGCAUUCUACUCGCCACGCAUGGUCGGCCGCCAGCCGUGGUAUCGCAGCUUUAUUGUGCGCGUCCUGGUUGCCAUGUUUGUUAUCGUGUAUCUGGGGCUGCCGACUAUGAUGACGGUUUAUACCUAUGGCUGGGCGUCACUUGUGUUUGGCUAUGGCCGUGCCUGGAUAGUCGCUGCGGGCAUGACCGCGCUGUAUCUCCUGGACUGGCACUUUUAUCCAGCCGAAUACGGCCAAGACAUACGGGCCGGUUCCAUCGAAUCCAGAGAACGAGGGCAGGAACUCGGGCGACACAGA
Linderina pennispora is the source of this 2227-nucleotide messenger RNA. RefSeq names its product Metallo-dependent phosphatase. The annotation marks the transcript as partial. Lineage: Eukaryota; Fungi; Kickxellomycota; Kickxellomycetes; Kickxellales; Kickxellaceae. The record is from RefSeq and is a predicted model, not a curated record. The transcript has 5 exons. Gene Ontology annotation, molecular function: hydrolase activity.